Messenger RNA from Trichosurus vulpecula (common brushtail), 1112 nucleotides. RefSeq names its product leucine rich repeat containing 10 (gene LRRC10). The transcript has a single exon. The record is from RefSeq and is a predicted model, not a curated record. NCBI's taxonomy places the organism in Eukaryota, Metazoa, Chordata, Mammalia, Diprotodontia, Phalangeridae. Bases 22 to 981 code for a protein of 319 amino acids. Gene Ontology annotation, molecular function: protein binding.
UAAACAACAGGUUAUAAUGGGAUGGAACGAAAUACCAUUGGAGCCAUCUGUAGAGCAGGGACCGUGGAUGCUCUCAGAUUCCUAACCCUGCUUCUGUGGGAGGCUGGUGCUCACCAUGCGCCCAGUCUCAGGAUGGGGAACGCCAUCCGGGCCUUCAUUGCCUUUGUCCCCACCAACGAGUGCCAGAACUACCUGCUUGGAGACCUCCAGGAGAUGCCACUGGACAAGAUGGUGGACCUGAGCAGCAGCCAGCUGCGAAGGUUCCCCUUACAUGUGUGCUCCUUCAAGGAGCUGGUAAAGCUCUACCUGAGUGACAACAAUUUAAACAGCCUGCCCCCGGAACUGGAGCAGCUGCAGAACCUUCAGAUUCUGGCCUUGGAUUUCAACAAUUUCAAGGCCUUGCCUCUGGUUGUGUGCACCCUGAAGCAGCUUUGUAUCCUCUACCUAGGGAACAAUAAGCUACAGGACCUGCCCUUGGAGCUGAGCUUGCUGCAGAACCUCAAGACCCUCUGGAUAGAGAAUAACUAUAUGACCCAACUGCCUGAGGUCAUCUGUGAGUUGAGCCUGCUCAAAACUCUGCAUGCUGGCUCCAACGCCCUGCGCCUACUCCCCAGGCAACUGAGUAACCUCCAGGAGCUGAGGACCAUCUGGCUCUCAGGCAACCUGCUGACCGAUUUCCCCACGGUGCUACUCCACAUGCCCUUCCUGGAAGUCAUCGAUGUGGAUCGAAACAACAUCUCCUACUUUCCCAGCCUGGUUCACCUGCCAGGCCUGAAGCUGGUCAUCUAUGACCAUAACCCCUGCAGGAAUGCCCCUAAGGUGGCAAAGGGAGUACGGCGUGUGGGGAGAUGGUCAGAGGAAACCCCUGAGCCUGAUCCCAGAAAAGCCAGGCGGCUUCGGAUGGCCAAGCAGGAGGCUGAUGAGGUCCAGGCACCUGCGCCCCCUGCCCCUCCUCUUCCUAUGUCUGAGAAACUUGACUAAUGCCUUCCCUUUGUGAUGAUCUGCAUUGUACCCUUUCUCUAGCUUGUUGGUACAUAGUGUUGCAUGUUGUUUCUCCCAUUAUGAUGUGAGGUCCUCAAGAGCAGGAACUGUCUUUUGUCUGUCUUUGUACC